CAGCACUGACCACCGAGGACUCUGCUUCUUCGUCUUUGGGUUUUUUUUAUUGUGACUCUGCAAGCGACGUUUUUGUGCAUUACCUUUAGUUAAAUUCGUUGUUAAGCCUAUAGUUUAAUUGUUUAAUUUAUUGUGAUGGCCGAAUUCCUGGAUUCUGAGGCCGAGGAAUCGGAGGAGGAGGAAGAAUUGGACGUGAACGAGCGCAAGAAGCUGAAGAAGCUGAAAGCCGCCGUCUCCGACAGUAGCGAAGAAGAAGAAGAUGACGAGGAGCGUCUGCGCGAGGAACUCAAGGAUCUUAUCGACGACAAUCCUAUCGAGGAGGAUGAUGGCAGUGGAGAUGACUCGGACACCAGAAGUGGUGGUGACACCGAAGGCGGUGGGAGUGGCAAGAAGCGCAAAAAGCACGAGGACGACGAUCUUGACGAUCGACUAGAGGACGACGACUACGAUCUGAUUGAAGAGAACUUGGGCGUCAAAGUCGAGAGACGGAAACGGUUUAAACGCCUGCGUCGCAUCCACGACAACGAGAGCGAUGGCGAGGAGCAGCACGUGGACGAAGGACUUGCCCGCGAACAGAUUGCCGAACAGCUGUUCGACGAAAACGAUGAGAGCGUUGAGCAUCGAAGCGAGCGCAGUCCCAGGGAGGCGGACGCAUUCGACGAGGAGGACUCGGAGUCAGAUGCGGACGAUUUCAUUGUUGACGAUAACGGACGUCCUAUAGCUGAAAAGAAAAAGAAGCGUCGUCCCAUUUUCACAGAUGCAUCACUGCAAGAGGGCCAGGACAUCUUUGGCGUGGACUUUGACUACGAUGACUUCUCCAAGUACGAGGAGGACGAGUACGAGGACGACUCCGAGGGGGAUGAGUACGACGAGGAGCUGGGCACCGGCGAUGAUAUGCGUGUCAAGAAGAAGAAGUCGCUGAAGAAGAAGGUGGCCAAGAAGACGAUCUUCGACAUUUACGAGCCGAGCGAGCUGAAGCGCGGACACUUCACCGACAUGGACAACGAGAUCCGCAAAACGGAUAUACCCGAGCGCAUGCAGCUGCGCCAGGUGCCCGUGACCCCAGUGCCCGAGGGCUCUCACGAACUGGACCUCGAGGCGGACUGGAUCUACAAGUUCGCCUUUUGCAAGCAAACCGUUUCCGAGCAGGAGAAGGCCGAGAACCGCGAGAAGCCGCGCAAGCCGCCGACGGCCGUGAACAAGAUCAAACAGACCCUGGAGUUUAUCCGCAACCAGCAGCUGGAGGUGCCCUUCAUCGCCUUCUAUCGCAAGGAGUACGUCAAGCCGGAGCUGAACAUCGACGAUCUGUGGAAGGUGUACUACUACGACGAGCGCUGGUGCCAGCUGAACGAGCGGAAGCGCAAGCUAAAGGUGCUCUUCGAGAAGAUGCGCCAGUUUCAGUUGGACACGCUCUGCGCCGACCCAGAGAAACCCGUUCCGGACGACGUGCGCCUGAUGCUGGACAGCGACUUCGAACGCCUGGCCGAUGUGCAGUCCAUGGAGGAGCUGAAGGACGUGCACAUGUACUUCCUGCUCAACUACUCGCACGAGUUGCCGCGCAUGCAGGCGGAGCAGCGGCGCAAGGUGAUCCAGGAGCGACGCGAGGCCAAGGCCCGUCGACAGGCGGCAGCCGCCGAGAACGGCGACGAUGCGGCCGAGGGCGCUGCGAUUGUAAUUCCCGAGCCCGAAGACGACGACGACCCCGAGUUGAUAGACGACCAGCUGAAGCAGGCGCCAAACAGCAGUCCAUACGCGGUGUUCCGCAAGGCGGGCAUCUGCGGCUUCGCCAAGCGCUUCGGCCUCACGCCGGAGCAGUUUGCCGAGAACCUGCGCGACAACUACCAGCGCAACGAGGUCACCCAGGAGAGCCUCGGGCCCACGGAGCUGGCCAAGCAGUAUCUGUCGCCGCGCUUCAUGACCACCGACGAGGUGCUUCGCGCAGCCAAAUACGUUGUGGCCCGCCAGCUGGCGCAGGAGCCCCUGCUGCGCAAAACGAUGCGAGAGGUGUACUUCGACAGGGCCCGGAUAAAUAUACGGCCCACCAAGAAUGGUAUGGUGCUCAUCGACGAGAACUCGCCGGUGUACUCGAUGAAGUACGUGGCCAAGAAGCCGGUGGGCGAUCUCUUCGGCGAUCAGUUCAUCAAGCUGAUGAUGGCCGAGGAGGAGAAGCUGCUGGAGAUCACCUUCCUCGAGGAGUUCGAGGGCAAUGCGAACGCCAACGGACCCCCGGGCGACUAUGUGGAGGAGUCGAAGGCCCUGUACCAUCUGGAUCAGUUCUCGAAGCAUGUGCUCGAGUGGAAUACGCUGCGGGCGGAGUGCGUGAAGCUGGCGAUGCAGAAGUGGGUUAUCCCCGAUCUGAUCAAGGAGCUGCGCUCCACCCUGCACGAGGAGGCGCAGCAGUACGUGCUCCGAGCCUGCACCGGCAAGCUCUACAAGUGGCUGAAGGUGGCGCCCUACAAGCCGGAGCUGACCAACGACUAUAACUACGAGGAUUGGAGCACGCUGCGCGGAAUACGGGUGCUGGCUUUGGCCUAUGAUCCCGACCAGUCGGUGGCCGCUUUCUGCGCGGUGACCACCGUGGAGGGCGAAAUCUCCGACUACCUGCGGCUGCCGAACAUCCUGAAGCGCAAGAACUCGCACAACGCCGAGGAGAAGGCCCAGAAGCUGGCCGACCUGCGAAAGCUGAGCGACUUCAUUAAGAUGAAGAAGCCGCACAUCGUGGUCAUCGGAGCGGAGUCGCGCGACGCCCAGAACAUCCAGACGGACAUCAAGGAGAUACUCAAGGAGCUCAACGAGAACUCGUCGGAGCAGUUUCCGCCCAUCGAGGUGGAGAUCAUCGACAACGAGCUGGCCAAGAUCUACGCCAACUCGAAGAAGGGCGAGUCGGACUUCAAGGAGUACCCGGCGCUGCUGAAGCAGGCGGUUUCGCUGGCACGCAAGAUGCAGGACCCGCUGGUGGAGUACUCGCAGCUGUGCGAUGCCGACGACGAGAUCCUCUGCCUGCGCUAUCAUCCGCUGCAGGAGCGAGUGCCGCGCGAGCAGCUGCUGGAGCAGCUCAGCCUGCAGUUCAUCAACCGGACCAGCGAGGUGGGACUGGACAUCAACCUGAUGGUGCAGAACUCGCGGACCGUCAACCUGCUGCAGUACACCUGCGGUUUGGGUCCGCGCAAGGGUCAGGCGCUGCUGAAGCUGCUCAAGCAGAGCAACCAGCGGCUGGAGAACCGCACGCAACUGGUCACCGUGUGCCAUCUGGGGCCGAAGGUCUUCAUCAACUGCAGCGGGUUCAUCAAGAUCGAUACCUCGUCCCUGGGCGACAGCACGGAGGCGUACGUGGAGGUGCUGGACGGGUCGCGUGUCCAUCCGGAGACGUACGAGUGGGCCCGCAAGAUGGCCAUCGAUGCCAUGGAGUACGACGACGAGGAGACCAAUCCGGCCGGCGCUCUCGAGGAGAUCCUCGAGUCGCCGGAGCGCCUAAAGGACCUCGAUCUGGACGCCUUCGCCGUGGAGCUGGAGCGCCAGGGCUUCGGGAGCAAGAGCAUCACCCUGUACGACAUCCGUAACGAGCUGAGCUGCCUGUACAAGGACUACCGCCAGCCGUACACCAAGCCCAGUGCCGAGGAGCUCUUCGACAUGCUGACCAAGGAGACACCCGACUCCUUCUACGUGGGCAAGUGCGUCACGGCCAUGGUCACCGGCUUCACCUACCGCCGGCCGCAGGGCGAGCAGCUGGACAACGCGAACCCGGUGCGCAUCGAGUCCAGCGACAGCUGGCAGUGUCCCUUCUGUCACAAGGACGACUUUCCCGAGCUGUCCGAGGUGUGGAACCACUUCGACGCGAACGCCUGCCCGGGCCAGGCGUCCGGAGUGCGGGUGCGCCUGGAGAACGGCCUGCCGGGCUUCAUACACAUCAAGAACCUGUCCGACAAGCAGGUGCGCAAUCCGGAGGAGCGCGUCCGCGUCUCCCAGAUGAUCCAUGUGCGCAUCAUCAAGAUCGACAUCGAUCGCUUCUCGGUGGACUGUUCCUCGAAGUCGGCCGAUCUGAAGGACGUGAACAACGAGUGGCGGCCGCGACGGGACAACUUCUACGACUUCGUCACCGAGGAGCUGGACAACCGGAAGGCCAGCGAAGCCAAGGCGAAGGCGCUGAAGCGCAAGACCUACGCCCGCCGCGUCAUCGCCCAUCCGAGCUUCUUCAACAAGUCGUACGCGGAGGUGGUGUCCAUGCUGGCGGAGGCCGACCAGGGCGAGGUGGCCCUGCGGCCGAGCAGUAAGUCGAAGGACCAUCUGACUGCCACCUGGAAGGUGGCCGACGGCAUCUUCCAGCACAUCGAUGUGCGCGAGGAGGGCAAGGAGAACGAGUACAGCCUGGGCAGGAGUCUGUGGAUCGGCACCGAGGAGUUCGAGGACCUGGACGAGAUCAUCGCUCGCCACAUCACGCCGAUGGCGUUGGCUGCCCGCGAACUGAUUCACUACAAGUACUACAAGCCCAACACGGCGGCGACGGGCAACGACAAGGAGCGCGAGUUUAUGGAGCAGGUGCUGCGCGACGAGAAGACCAAGGACCCCAAGAAGAUCCACUACUUCUUUACGGCCUCGCGCAGCAUGCCGGGCAAGUUCCUGCUCUCCUAUCUGCCCAAGACGAAGGUGCGCCACGAGUACGUGACGGUGAUGCCGGAGGGCUAUCGUUUCCGCGGCCAGAUCUUCGACUCUGUCAACAGUUUGUUGCGCUGGUUCAAGGAGCACUGGCUCGAUCCGACCGCCUCGCCGGCCGCCGCCUCCUUGGCUUCCAACUCGACGCCCAUGCACUCGAUGCGACCGCCGCCGACAAUGUCCACCGGCCCGUCGUCGCUGGGCUCCCAGGCGCCGUACAGCAUCACGGGCAGCGUGACGGGCGGAACGCCUCGGAGCGGCAUCAGCAGUUCCGGUGGCGGUGGCGGCGGCUCCAGCGCCUACUCCGUAUCGCAUUCCAUUGUCGGCUACAGCUCCUCGUCGGGUGGCUCGGCCGCUGCGGCUGCUGCUGCGGCGGCUGCCUCGCACUACGGCAGCUCGUCGACGCCGUCGUUCGGAGCCAUCAUUAAUACGCCGUACACGCCCAGCGGCCAGACGCCGUUCAUGACGCCCUACACGCCGCACGCCUCGCAGACACCCCGCUACGGCCACAACGUGCCGAGUCCCAGCUCACAGUCGUCGAGCAGCCAGCGGCACCACUACGGCGGAAGCUCCGGAACGGGCAGCACGCCCAGGUAUUAUGACAUGGGUGGAGGAGGAGGCGGAGGCGGUGGCGGUGGCGGCUCGAAUGCCUACAAUAUGGGUGGCGGCAACAUGCCGCCGCAUCACCAGCAACGUGCCAAAGAGAACCUCGACUGGCAGCUGGCCAACGAUGCCUGGGCCAGACGCAGGCCGCAGCAGCAGCAGCAGCAGUCGUCGCAUCAUCCGCAGCAGCAGCACCACCAACAGCAGCAAAUGGGGAUGGGCAUGAGCAUGAGCAUGGGCUUGGGAAUGGGUCCCGGAGGAGGAGGAGGAGGCGGAGGCGGGGGCUAUGGGUCGACACCUGGCAACGAUUACAAUAGCGGCGGUGGACACAGUCGGGGAAUGGGCGUUAACCACGGAGCCGUAUCGUCCAUGUCCUCGAAGGCGUCCGUGCGCAGCACUCCACGCACCAACACCUCACCCCACUCCAUGAAUCUGGGCGACGCCACGCCCCUCUACGACGAGAACUAGGCCGUCGGACUAAACCACCACAAACUGGAAGCAAAAACCUUUCCUAAAAACAAUACUAAACGAGAAGUGUUAUUUUUAGCAUCGAGUUUUUGUAUUUGGAAGGAGAAGAAGCUGCAUUAAUCUUAGAAAGUGCGAGCGCGAUUUCGCAUUGAUCCUCAACGAUAUUUACCUUUAAGAGGAAGUCGCUAACUGAUUCGCGGUACACGCAAAAAAGAAAAUUAUAUAUAUAUAUAUAUAACUACCUUAAACAAAGAUCGAGGGGCGCCUGCCGAUUAAGUCAACCGAGGAGUCAUCCGGGGAGCGAAAACGGCUUGGCUGGUGCAAGGAUGGAAGGAGGAGCAAUCAGGUUUAUGACGACGGAAAGACGAAAAAUAAAUUUGAAUUUUUUCUGACCAGAA
This is a messenger RNA of Drosophila ficusphila, 6119 nucleotides long. It is a transcript of the gene Spt6, whose product is annotated as transcription elongation factor SPT6. The record is from RefSeq and is a predicted model, not a curated record. Gene Ontology annotation, biological process: transcription elongation by RNA polymerase II; positive regulation of transcription elongation by RNA polymerase II; nucleosome organization. Lineage: Eukaryota; Metazoa; Arthropoda; Insecta; Diptera; Drosophilidae. Gene Ontology annotation, cellular component: transcription elongation factor complex. The transcript is spliced from 6 exons. Gene Ontology annotation, molecular function: histone binding; nucleosome binding; DNA binding. Bases 136 to 5721 code for a protein of 1861 amino acids.